This is a messenger RNA of Cucumis sativus (cucumber), 1957 nucleotides long. Its product is annotated as UTP--glucose-1-phosphate uridylyltransferase. The coding region runs from base 280 to 1710 and encodes 476 amino acids. Gene Ontology annotation, biological process: glycogen metabolic process; UDP-alpha-D-glucose metabolic process. Gene Ontology annotation, molecular function: UTP:glucose-1-phosphate uridylyltransferase activity. NCBI's taxonomy places the organism in Eukaryota, Viridiplantae, Streptophyta, Magnoliopsida, Cucurbitales, Cucurbitaceae. The record is from RefSeq and is a predicted model, not a curated record. The transcript is spliced from 21 exons. Gene Ontology annotation, cellular component: cytoplasm.
ACCUCACAAGACCCCACCGCAUAAUUUUGCCUCAAAUCCGCAAGUAAACCAACCCCUUCUCUAACACUUGUCUUCAAUUUCACAAAAAACGCCCACUCACUCCCCACUCGCUCGCCACUCCCUCCUCAAUUCUUCUAACCGCCCACCUGGCACCACGUUUCAAAUUCCGUGGAUGCUUUCUGUUUUUCUCUUAUAAAGCCUUCUUUUCUCAAUUGAGUCAUCCUCUUCCACUUCAUCUCUUUUCUCUCUCGCUUUGCAUUUCUUUUCUGUUGUUUCGCCAUGGCCUCUGCUGCUACUCUUAGCCCUGCUGAUACUGAGAAGCUUUCCAAGCUUAAAGCUGCUGUUUCUGGACUUACCCAGAUAAGUGAGAAUGAGAAAUCUGGAUUUAUCAACCUUGUCUCUCGCUAUCUCAGUGGGGAAGCACAGCAUGUUGAAUGGAGCAAGAUCCAGACUCCAACAGACGAAGUAGUGGUUCCUUAUGAUUCCUUGGCACCUGUAUCUAAUGAUCCUGCUGAAACUAAGAAACUAUUGGACAAACUUGUUGUUUUGAAGCUUAAUGGAGGUUUGGGGACCACAAUGGGCUGCACAGGUCCUAAGUCAGUUAUUGAAGUGCGGAAUGGUUUGACAUUUCUUGACUUGAUUGUUAUCCAAAUAGAGAAUCUUAAUUCCAAAUAUGGGUGCAACGUUCCUUUACUUCUGAUGAACUCAUUUAACACUCAUGAUGAUACCCAAAAGAUCAUUGAGAAGUACAAAGGUUCAAAUGUGGAUAUUCAUACUUUCAACCAGAGCCAAUAUCCACGUUUGGUUGUUGAUGACUAUCUUCCACUCCCUAGCAAAGGACGCACCGACAAGGAUGGAUGGUACCCUCCUGGACAUGGUGAUGUUUUCCCAUCCUUGAAAAACAGCGGCAAACUUGAUGCCCUGAUAGCUCAGGGUAAGGAAUAUGUCUUUGUUGCAAACUCUGACAACUUAGGUGCUGUUGUGGACUUGCAAAUUUUAAAUCAUUUGAUACGGAACAAGAAUGAGUACUGCAUGGAGGUGACUCCUAAAACCUUGGCUGAUGUGAAGGGUGGUACUCUUAUUUCUUAUGAAGGGAAGGUUCAGCUGCUUGAAAUUGCUCAAGUCCCUGAUGAACACGUCAAUGAGUUCAAGUCAAUUCAGAAAUUCAAAAUUUUCAACACCAACAAUUUGUGGGUGAACUUGAAAGCAAUUAAAAGGCUUGUGGAAGCCAAUGCACUUAAGAUGGAGAUUAUUCCAAAUCCCAAGGAAGUUGAUGGGAUUAAAGUUCUUCAACUCGAAACAGCAGCUGGUGCAGCAAUCAGGUUCUUUGAUCAUGCAAUUGGUAUUAAUGUACCACGAUCACGAUUUCUUCCCGUCAAAGCAACUUCAGAUUUGCUUCUUGUUCAGUCUGAUCUCUAUACUUUAGUUGAUGGCUUUGUCCUUCGCAACAAUGCUAGAAAAGAUCCUUCCAAUCCUUCUAUUGAAUUGGGGCCCGAAUUCAAGAAGGUCGGUAACUUCCUGAGCCGAUUCAAGUCAAUUCCAAGCAUCAUUGAACUUGAUAGCCUUAAAGUGGUUGGCGAUGUUUCGUUUGGGUCUGGUGUCGUUCUCAAGGGGAAAGUGACUAUUUCGGCUAAACCAGGGACAAAAUUGGCGGUACCCGAUAAUGCCUUGAUAGCAAACAAGGAAAUCAAUGGCCCAGAAGAUUUUUAAACCUUUGGUUGCCUUUCACAACUCUUUCAGAGCAGAAACUUUAUGGCAUUUGUGUACCCCUUUUUUCUUUUCUUUUAAUACCAACAAAAUCAUGCAGUUUUGUCUGUAAUAUGCGUCCAGUUUGGGAACUGGUGUUUUUGAUAUGAUGAACUUUGUUGGGAUUAAAAACAAAAUGAGUUUAUAUUAAUAUAUAAUACAGAAUAAGCAAAAGUUAAGAUUCCUAUGAAAAUUUGGGAUGGGUGCUUUA